GACAUCCCCACUGCUACCGCAACGCGCAGCGCAAAUGCCGCUGGCCGCUCCCCCUCGGUCCGAUAGCAGUACUGCUGCUAGUAGUACUAGCAGUGACAGUACGGGCAGUGGAAACAGUACUGGCAGUGGCAGCAGCACGGACAGUGGAAACACACGAGCCCCCCCACCUGCCGGGCUGCCGCCGCCUCUGGGUGCUCAACCAGCUCUGGGUGCUGGCGUUCGAUGGCAACCAGUUUGUUACGGAGGAGGCAUGGCGACUCAUAGUGAAGGCGGCUGACCGCCACGAGAAGAAGGGCCUCAAGGUGUUCAAGGUGCCCAUGUACCGCGUGUACGAGCCGCAGUCUCCAGCGUGGCUCAACGCCUC
Molecule: messenger RNA, 364 nt
Organism: Closterium sp. NIES-67
Lineage: Eukaryota; Viridiplantae; Streptophyta; Zygnematophyceae; Desmidiales; Closteriaceae
Source: the annotation of a GenBank genome assembly